CUUCUCAUCGUCCCAUCUCCAGCGGUGCAACUCCCAUCUGUGCACGAAUCUGCGAACCAGCAACGGCGUGACAAAUCCACCCACCCACAAACAUGGCGCCAUCGAGCUCAAAGCCGCGCUCCAAGGACCAUCCCGGCGCGGCCGUUACGCCGCGCUUGGCUGCGGCGCUUCUGGUCAUCUCGGGCAAUCGCGUGCUGAUGGUCAAGCGACCAAACCACUUCUCAUAUCCCGGCGCCUUCGUCUUCCCUGGGGGUACGGUCUCCCCGACCGACCCGACGCCAGCGUACACGGCGCUGCGCGAGACCUUCGAAGAGACAGGCUUGCUCCUCUCCUCAUCCCCGAUCCCUGCUGAGCGCAAGCACCUCCUCCCGUCUCUUCAGAAGCGUGUGCACGACAACGAGGUAUCGUUCGAAGAGGCGCUUGAGACGCUCGGCGUCUCGCUGAUCUCCGACACCAUCCCCUUUACGGUAUGGACGACGCCGCCGGGCCCGCCGAAGCGCUACGAAACGCACUUUUUCAUCACACGCCUGCCCGCGCACCUCUCUGAAGAAGCUGUCGUCGGCGACGGCGGCAUCGAGGUCGUCGGUGCGCACUGGCUGCCGGCGGAGCGCAUCCCGGGUUGGAUCCGCGAGGGGCGGACGGCGAUGCACAGCGCCCAGAUUUAUCUGUGCACGCGUCUCGCUUGGGCCCUCGAGGGAGGGUGGGAGGGGGUUCUGCGGCUCGCGGGACAGAUUGGGGAUAUGCGUGUGCUGAUGCGCCGGACGGACGAGGACGGGAAGCGCGUCGAGAACCUUCCUAACGGCGAUCGUGUUGUGUAUGAAGCCGGCGCGGGGAGCGCGGGUAAGGCUUGGGUUGAGCUGGCAAAGGCCAAGCUGUAGCGGUGUAGAGUGCGGCAUAGAUGCAUACAGAGGGAGAGUGGGCUUCGAGGAAGAUCAUCGUAGCUGAUGUUGUCGCGCACUCACGAAGAAGCUCACACGUAGCAUCGCGAAGUAACCCGUUCUGAAAUUCGCUUUUGGGAGGAGAGACGAGCAGGUGCGGGGAGGAGACAAGCGGAAGAGUCUGAUGGCAAGAGGGAUUGAACUAGAGUGAGAUGUGCUCAACUGUCA
This is a messenger RNA of Cutaneotrichosporon oleaginosum, 1106 nucleotides long. RefSeq lists its product as uncharacterized. Gene Ontology annotation, molecular function: hydrolase activity, acting on acid anhydrides, in phosphorus-containing anhydrides. NCBI's taxonomy places the organism in Eukaryota, Fungi, Basidiomycota, Tremellomycetes, Trichosporonales, Trichosporonaceae. The record is from RefSeq and is a predicted model, not a curated record. Gene Ontology annotation, cellular component: mitochondrion.